AUGACAUCCCAUCAUGAAAGUGGUACUGAGGCAUAUGCAAGUAAUCAACGUAUGGAACAAUUGAAAUUAUGUUUUAAACGAAUGAUGGAUGCUCCAGAUCAUCGAAUUGUUCUAUUUGGUGGUGAUUUAAAUAUGCGUGAAAGAGAAUUACGAGAAAUUGGUAAUAUUCCAUCGGGUAUAUGUGAUUUAUGGAUUGAAACUGGUAAACAAAAAGAAUGUACAUAUACAUGGGAUAUGUGUGUAAAUACAAAUAACUAUUUUCCAAACGAAAAUAAUCGACCUCGAGCACGUUUCGAUCGUCUAUAUUUUCGUAAAUCAUUAAAAAAUGAUAUAAAAUUUCAACCGAUCUAUUUUGAAGUUAAAGGUCUUGAAAUAAUACCAUCUAUUCAACGUUAUUGUUCAGAUCAUUGGGCUGUUCAAGCCUAUUUUAAUAUCUAA
Messenger RNA from Adineta steineri, 438 nucleotides. The record is from the annotation of a GenBank genome assembly. Lineage: Eukaryota; Metazoa; Rotifera; Eurotatoria; Adinetida; Adinetidae.